Molecule: messenger RNA, 936 nt
Organism: Colletotrichum spaethianum
Lineage: Eukaryota; Fungi; Ascomycota; Sordariomycetes; Glomerellales; Glomerellaceae
Exons: 2
Coding region: 1-936 (311 amino acids)
Molecular function (GO): protein dimerization activity
Source: RefSeq, a predicted model, not a curated record
AUGACACCUGAUGAUUGGCAUGUGCUCGGGACUCUUUACGACAUUUUGCUUGACUUCCAGCUGGUUGUGAGAGGCCUUGAGGGUGAUGGGCAGGGAAAACACCGGAGAAAGGUCGAGGAAAACGAGAUCGACCCUCCACUGUCUGGAACAAGCUGGGAUAUUAUCCACGCGUAUGAAUUUCUCCUCGAAACCCUCGAAUCCGCGAAAAGAGCAGUCGCCAAUUUUCCGGACGGCCAUCACCUCGCUGUCAACAUCAACCUGGGUUGGCUCAAAUUGAACGAAUACUACGAGCAUCUAAACGAUAGCCCCCUGAUCUAUGGCGCCGCAGUUCUUCAUCCUGCCUACCGGUGGGCACUGUUUGACGAUUUGUGGGGAGACGACGACGAAAGACAGUUGUGGAUUGCCAAGGCGAAGGAGAUGGUCCAGGAUCUCUGGGAGAGAGAGUAUAGGGACCUGGAGGUCGAUGAGCCAGAGAUUGAGUUGCCUGCCAAUAAGCGGCUGAAGACCUCAAGAAACAAGUUCACAGCGUGGCGCACAAAGAAGCGAGGACUGACGGCUGGGGGGGUUUCUGUUACCGAGUCGCCAAUUCAAUCCCCAGCUCAAUCCCCUAGGUCCUCAGUUGGCGGUCUGGAUCUUGAUGAAUACGAGCAGUGGCAGCGUGAUAUCGAGGAUGCUGAUGCUUCUGUCACAGAUCCCUACGAAUACUGGCACAAAAGGCGGCUUAAAUACCCCCGGUUGUCUAGGAUGGCCUUGGAUCUGCUUACUGUGCCACCGAUGUCAGCCGAGUGUGAGAGGCUAUUCUCGACCACUGGCCGCAUGGUUACCAAGAGCCGCAAUAGGCUAGAUGCCAGUACAAUUGGGCUUUGUCAGACACUACGGAGUUGGUUGCGUGCCGGUUUGAUCGGGUCGCUAGAUAAGAUUCUAAUGGACGAGUGA